UUUCUUGGCUCUUUGCCCCGAACAGCGCCGCCCCUACUCACGACGGUCGCCAAAAACCAAGUCAUGGGCCUCCUCAAAUCGGCGGCGGCCGACGCCGUCCUCACCUGCCUCUGGGUCGCCUGCGUCUCCACCCUCGGCACCCUCACCUACCUCGCCGCCACCGCCCUCUCCGUCCCGCCCCAGUCCGCCGCCGGCCUCCUCAUCACCACCUCCCUCGCCUCCGCCCUCGUCUUCCUCUUCAGCGUCCUCGGCGCCAUCCUCGGCGGCGCCAGCUUCAACCCCGCUACCACCGUCGCCUUCCGCUCCGCCGGCCUCCGCCCCGACGCCUCCCUCUUCUCCAUGGCCGCCCGCUUCCCCGCCCAGGCGGCAGGCGGGGUGGCCGGCGCCAACGCCAUCCUGCGGCUGAUGCCGGCCAGGUACAAGCACAUGCUGCGGGGCCCGUCGCUGAAGGUGGGCCUGCACACGGGCGCCGUCGCCGAGGGCGCGCUGACCUUCGCCAUCAGCCUCGCCGUCCUGGUGAUAUUCGUGAAGGGGCCGAGGAGCUUGCUGGUGAAGGUGUGGCUGCUGGCGAUGGCGACGGUGGGUCUGGUGGUGGUGGGGUCGAGCUACACCGGGCCGGCGAUGAACCCGGCGAACGCGUUCGGGUGGGCGUACGUGAACGACCGGCACAACACUUGGGACCAGUUCUACGUGUACUGGAUUUGCCCCUUCGUGGGUGCGGCCGUGGCUGGUUGGGCGUUCAAGCUCUUGUUCCCAAUCCAGAAACCCAAGGAGAAGAAGGCUUGAAAAGAACCCAAAAGAAACAA
Rhodamnia argentea is the source of this 806-nucleotide messenger RNA. RefSeq names its product aquaporin SIP1-1-like. The record is from RefSeq and is a predicted model, not a curated record. Gene Ontology annotation, cellular component: membrane. Gene Ontology annotation, biological process: transmembrane transport. The transcript has a single exon. NCBI's taxonomy places the organism in Eukaryota, Viridiplantae, Streptophyta, Magnoliopsida, Myrtales, Myrtaceae. Gene Ontology annotation, molecular function: water channel activity. Bases 64 to 786 code for a protein of 240 amino acids.